AGGCGCUCCGGUGGAGUUGUGCCCUGGCUGGAGGCGAGUUUUGUGCGCACGGAUCAGACCGCAGAGCUGGAUCUUAAACCUGUUAUGUUGGAAGUAUUUGCGCUUUCUACCGAGGCGGUCCAAACGUGCACGAAAUGAAAUCUCUGUCGGGUGGACGAUUAUAGCUCAAAGUUGCUGCUGCUGACAGAGACAAGGCAGUUUUUCGCUUUUCAACUGCACCAUUGUCCUCAGGCAGUUCUUCUUUCAAUGAGGGAUACAGUUUUGGUGCUCUCGCCAGGCUGAAAUCCUCCAGGGUCAGGACCUCCCUCAUGGCAGCCUUACUUUUUGGGCUGCUGCUUUUUGCAAUGCAGUCCCCUCCCAUCCCUUCUAGGCCAACGACUGAUGGGGGGCCCCCUUUACCUCCCACUGCAUCCACUAUGGCUCCCAAUGACACCACGGCAACCAGCCACCCUAAUGGGACCCUCCAGCAGCUUCCCAAGAUUAUUAUUAUUGGGGUGAGGAAGGGUGGGACGCGGGCGCUCAUUGAGAUGCUCAGCCUCCACAGUGCAGUGGCAGCGGCAGAGAACGAGGUGCACUUUUUUGACUGGGAGAGCCAUUUUCAGAAAGGCCUGCCCUGGUACCUCAGCCAGAUGCCCUAUGCCUUCCCGGACCAGCUGACAGUAGAGAAAACGCCAGCUUACUUCACCUCCAGCAAAGUUCCCAAGCGCAUCCACCAGAUGAACCCCGACAUCAAGCUGCUGCUCAUCCUGAGAGACCCCACUGAACGGGUGCUUUCGGACUACACCCAGGUCUUCUACAACCGUCUCCAGAAGCACAAGCGCUACCAGCCCAUUGAGUCGGUGCUGGUCAAGGAUGGUGAAAUCAACCUGGGAUACAAAGCUCUCAAUCGCAGCCUGUACUACAUGCACAUGCAAAACUGGCUGCGUUACUUCCCGAUGGAGAGCAUCCAUGUUGUGGAUGGGGAUGAGUUGAUCAGGGACCCCUUCCCCGAGAUGAAAAAGGUGGAGCGGUUCUUGCAGCUGGAACCCCAGAUAAAAGCUUCAAACUUUUACUUUAAUAAGACUAAGGGAUUCUACUGUUUGAGAGACCACGGGAGAGAACGGUGUUUACAUGAUUCAAAAGGCAGGGCUCACCCUCACGUUGCCCCCGCCAUCCUGCAGAAACUCUACCAGUUCUUUCAUGAACCCAACAAGAGGUUCUUUGAGUUGGUGGGUCGAACAUUCAACUGGAACUGAGCGAUUGCGUCUCAAUAUCUUGUUGUAGAAUUGCUUCAGGCAUAAGAGCCUGUUUAAGUUGGGUUGAUUUCCAUAACUGUCCUGUUUUCCAUACUAACAAAAUAGAGAAAGAGACAAUGCUAUUGUAAAUUCACACUAAAUCUAUUUUUGUAUUAGUGAAAAUGUUGCAGCAGUAUGAACGAGCCAAAUAUCAGGGCACACUGGAUGCCUCGGUUCAUGACAUGCUCUGUUAUUGCGUGUCUUAAGAAAUUCAUGUUUUUUUUUUUUCUUUUCUUCGGGUGCUUUGCCAGUCAUUUAUGUAAUUUUAUUAUAUUUCUAUACAGUUUGGAACACACACUUAUGCUUUUUAGUUUGCUGUCUGUCUGUCCAAAGCAGAUAAUAAUAUUUAAAGGUUAGACUGUGUCAGUUCAUGUGUCACAUGCAGGUAAGUAACUGAUCAGUUUAUUAUUGUCAUCCCCUCAUGUUCACGCUGCUUAUAAUAUAAUUGUACAUUAUUAAUGUCUAACUGCAUUUUGUGUUCUGAAGGACCUUUACCUGCUGCUACGUUUUUUCUCAGUCACUUUCAGGCACAUGGCUUCCUAUUCAUAUUUGUUCAUUUUCUUACUCAAAUAAUUCUUUAUGUAAGAGUCAAAUAAGUAUUAUAUACAUGCUAUGUAGGCCUACACAUCAUGUAUUGCUGAUUGUUAUGGUGUAUUGUAAAUAUAAUAUAACUUUUUUAAAAAAGUGAAGGAUUAAUACCAUAAU
This is a messenger RNA of Myripristis murdjan (pinecone soldierfish), 1979 nucleotides long. It is a transcript of the gene hs3st1, whose product is annotated as heparan sulfate (glucosamine) 3-O-sulfotransferase 1. The record is from RefSeq and is a predicted model, not a curated record. The transcript is spliced from 2 exons. Gene Ontology annotation, molecular function: [heparan sulfate]-glucosamine 3-sulfotransferase activity. The coding region runs from base 309 to 1235 and encodes 308 amino acids. NCBI's taxonomy places the organism in Eukaryota, Metazoa, Chordata, Actinopteri, Holocentriformes, Holocentridae.